AUGACUAGAAGACUCAGUUAUCACGCGUGGAUUACCGCACUCAUCACUUUCAACGUCCUUUUGUUAACAACUUCAGCUUCCUAUUCUGGGGAUUUACCCGAAUUUGUCGAGUCGAGACAGUUGAGGAGAAAUUUAGCAAACUCAAAAUUCAAAAAUCACUUAGAUUGGCUGAAGGAUCACACUUUGAAGCCCUUGGAGGAGAGUGAGGGUACUAAGCCUCCACCAGUAUGGGAAAAAGAAAUAAAAAUCCAAAUUAACGAACCGGACAAAGAACACGAAGCAUGGGAAAAAGAAAUGAAAGAAUUAACGCAGAAACAAUUAAAAAAAUGGCAAAGAACUGAUAAAAAAAGUAUCGAAGACACCACUGCUGAAUUCAAAGACGAAUUAGGUGUAAAAUCAGAGGUGAAUUUAUCGGAAAUAGAUUUUUCUUCUCGCUAUAAACCGACAGAGGGUGAAGAAAGCCGACGAACUUUCGGCACGAAAUUUGACUUUGAAAAAUUCUAUAAUUCUUCUUCCGAGUCAGGAGCUCCUCAAGCCACCGGGUUAACCCGAGAUGAAAGAAUUGAGUUGAAGGAGCAAAGUGGUCGGUGGGGCAUGAGUAUGAAAAAUCCCCCGGCGGGUUUUUUAGCCGCGGUAUCGAGGACCGAUGAUAGAGACGAGAAUAAAUUCAAAGAAACCCAAGCCCGUCCCGGCUCAGGAACGAUAGGAGUAAAAAAAAAUAAAAUCCCAAAAAUAAAUCGGUGGGAUGAAGGGGACCUACAGGAGCCCGGGAAUGAGGCAAUGGAGGUGGAGGUGGAAGCCGAGGUCGAGGAUAACAAGUUAUCGGAGCCGAAGAAUAAUUUUUCAAGCGAUCGGUGGGGCAUGAGCGUAACCUCCCCGCCGUCAACAUUCCUCCGGGAAAUAUUAUCCAAUCACAUUCGACCGAUUUCUGCUAAUAAUUCUGAUUCUGGAUCUGGAUUAUCUUCUUCCGAGUUUACUGACUCUGCAGUCGGUAAAGUGCUGACGCACAAAACACUCGAUUUUGAUUUUGAUAACUUUAAGAAAGACGUGAAGACAGGAAAUGCUAAUCGAGCAAUUACCGACAGUAAAUUAAAGAAAACAAGGCCACUAAUGCCGAUAUUUUUUAUCGGCCCGAGUUUUUGGUCUCUGAAAUUGCCUGGUGAUUUAAAGCAACCACUUGGAAUUAUUCCAAACGAGUUAACACCCUGGGGAAAAAAUAAACUUGGUGAUGAAGAGAAUAGAGAUAGAGAGAAGGAAAAGGAGACUCUGACAAGUUCAUUGGAAAAUAUUCAUUUAAUGAAUACCAAAAUAAUUAUCGGGGAAAUGGGCAACGCGGAAGUCAGCAAGCUGGAAAAUUACGAAAACGAGAAUCGAGAUAAUAAUGAGGGUGAUAAUGAUAAUUAA
Messenger RNA from Cotesia congregata, 1404 nucleotides. The record is from the annotation of a GenBank genome assembly. Lineage: Eukaryota; Metazoa; Arthropoda; Insecta; Hymenoptera; Braconidae.